Molecule: messenger RNA, 1057 nt
Organism: Cuscuta campestris
Lineage: Eukaryota; Viridiplantae; Streptophyta; Magnoliopsida; Solanales; Convolvulaceae
Source: the annotation of a GenBank genome assembly
CGUUAGUUAUGAUGAUUGUGGUUGUAAAUGAAUAACUGUAAUUUUUUGACGAUGAGGCUCGCACAGGAAUUUAACGGGCUUUGUGAUGAGUGCAUUGGGACACGGUGUAAUUAUUAAAUUUAAUCAGCCCAAUUUACUUAUUUAACCGGGCAGAUGAGCCCAGACCUGACCCGUGAGCCGAUGGGCUCAUCUUUUGUGCGUUGUAUAUAAAAAGAUAAGGAUAGUUUGUAAACAGCAGACUUCCUCAUCCCUCACAACCGUCGUCGACAUCAUGGACCGGCGGCCACGCACAGAUGGUAAUCGGCCCUGUGACAAGGUCUUCCAGCGUCUCCGGGAUCUGGAAGAGCGGAUACUGGCGAAGCAGCAAGAUGAUGAUGCAUGUGAGAAGAAAGAAGAAAAAGACUUGAUGAGUGACUCAUCAUCAGAAGAAGAAGACGACGAAGACUUGAAAGAGGAACACGCAGAGAAAGAACAAGAUUUGGAAGAGUGUGUGUCCAGCCUAGAGCUGGAGGACGCCCCAUGUGGAGUUUGCCUUCGGAAGGGGUGCAACGUUAGGUCGUGUCCCUAUCGGUAUCGGGUCCCGCCUGGCGUGCAUGAAGUUGGAGAGGGGUACGAAAUUGCUUGUCGGAAAUGCAUUCGCCUUGAUAAUCGCUGCGGGCACCCCGGUAUGGGAUAUGUUCGUCCUGCCUUCAAGUCUCCGUGGCGCAGAGCAGCACUGAAGCCGAUGGCUGAGUAGGCAAUCUGCAUAUGAUCCAUGAAGGAUUAUUGUUAUCAUCAUCAUCACACUUGCAAUAAAGCAGCAGGCUGUUGUUGGUUAUUUGACUCAUUGCAAUCCAUAAACUCCCAUCAUCAAUACUCUGUAUCAUCAUCAUCAUUAUCAUCUGUGAACAUCAUGUUUGUUAUGCAUGUACGUUAUGUGUUGUUGUGAAUGCUUCAGUUGUAGUGUGCCAAAAUGCUCUACUCACAUGGGAUAUCAUUUUCAUUGAAAAAGAGCCCUUUGAAGGGUAGAAUCCCAAUGGCCCAAGGAGGCACAAUCUAUUAAAGAAACUAAGGGACU